AUGCGUGCGCAUGAAUUCACGUGCUAUGGAGUUCUUUUCGUCUUGUUUGCUGUCGCCUCUGCCUGGGAUCCAAUUGUGGAUUGUCCCGAUGGCGAGAAACGUGCUGAGGUCCAGCCAAUCAAGGUUGUAGACGGCUCAAACACAUUUGGCACAACAUUAGCCAGUACAUUUCUGAUACCUCAUGAGGCCUCAUACAUCACCACCGCCGUCUUUGGCGUGGGACCUCCUUCAACGUACACAAUAACACCGCAAGGGACACCACCGGUUGGCACCAUCAUAAAGAGAACACCUAUAACCACAAUUACUUCAAUCAUCUCUUCAUUGACAGCCGCGCGGACUCGAACACUGACCCCUGAUCGGCCUGGUGAUCCUACUACUGUUAUCGUUGAAGAGCCUGAGUACAGAACUCAAACAGAAAGCGUUGAAGUUGAUCUCACAAGGACCGUCCAAGUGGGCGAUCCCGAGACAAUCACCGUUGGUCAGGAGUAUUACACCACUAUCACAGAGAAAGGGAGUAACGGAGACCCCGUUACCAAGGUCGUUCACGUCGACGACCGAACCACAGUAGUCGUGGGGCAACCAAAGGCGACAACAAUCACUCAAACAAGGGACAUUGAGUUCCCUGUCACGCGGACACUUCAGCCAGACGAUCCAACAGGUGUCAGCACCAUCAUCGUUGAGGUCCCAGGGUCUACACCUGCAUAUACAACAGUCACCCGCACCGGUACUGUGAAUGCCCCCGUUACGUCGACACAGCCUGCACGUAGCUCAGGGGGCACUGGCACUGUCUUCAUAAUCCUACCUUCAGACCCUGUCCUAUAUGCAACUGUCACUCGUGUUGGAACAGGGACAACGACCGUCACCUCAACGCAGCCACCCAAACAUCCAGGAGAUGUCGGAGUGGUUUUCGUGGACGUUCCUUCGCCGCUGGGCAGAUAUAACACUGUCACGCGGUUUUGGACUGGGACAGCUCCAAGGACGUUUACUCAGACUCAGAAUGGGCCGGGAAAAGAUGGAAUCAUCGUGGUGGAAAUUCCUCUCACUGGCGCAGACUACAAUACUGUCACUCAAGUGGGUACAGUCACUGCGCCGGUGACCAGAACCAUUGCACCAAGCAGUCCUGAUGGCACUGGCGUGGUGGUCGUCGAGAUUCCUCCUGCACGUUGGGCUACUGUGUCUCGUGUUGGCACUGUAACCGAACCCGUCACUCACACAAUAUCCCCAACCCACGCAGGGGACGACUGGACCGUAGUAGUAGAGUUACCGCCUGUAAACACUCGCCUCAUUUACACCACUCGAUAUGGGGAGGUGACGGCGCCAGCAACUACUACCCAGUUUCCAGACGGGUCCUCUAAGACAGGAUGGGUCAUCGUGAACCUCCCUAACCCCAUGACGACUACAAUCCGUGGCAGUGACAUCGAAUCUCCAACGACUAUUACACAGGAGCCGGCAAAUCCUGGAGAAACAGGAGUUGUGAUCAUAUUGACGCCCUACAAGUAUAUAACCACGACGAGAACGUGGACUGGAUCAGAAGCAACAACAAUCACAGAAAAGCCCUCUGAUCCGAAUGAAGAAGGAACUGUAAUUGUACAAGUCCCAGCUGACGCAACGACUUACGUUACAGUAACUAGUCACUGGACAGGAUCAACCACUCGAACCUCAACUGUCCCUCCUGCGGAUCAAGCCGCGGGAACAGUCAUUGUGUAUAUUCCCCCAGAUGUUACUCCUUUUGUUACUGUCACGGACUAUUGGACAGGAUCAACGACAAAAACGACAACUAUACCUCCCUCCGGCCCCAGUGCGACGGGUACUGUCCUAAUACAAUAUCCUGAAGAUUCCUUGCACUACAUUGUCACCAGCGAGUACUGGACAGGUUCUACAACACGUACCGUGGUCAUCCCACCUACUGGGCCGGGAGGCACGGGCACAAAACACGUGUAUUUCCCAACUGAUGCUAUUCGCUAUGUUGAUGUCAGCAGUGUCUGGACUGGGUCUACGACUCGUAUGUGGACCGAGCCUCCGUCUGGUCCUGGAGAAACAGGAGUCAUACACCAUGAUGUGCCAGCUAUGCGCUAUGUUACUAUCACCAACUAUGGAUCCGGAUCCAUAACCCGAACAUAUACCCAGGAGCACUCCGGCUCGGAUAUAACCGAUACGAUUGUAGUCGAGAUUCCCUGGAUCACCUCCUGGACCACUGUUAUCAGCACUGGGACAGACUCAACGACUCGGACGUCUACGCAAAUGCCAUCUGGCUCAGCAAGGGUUGGUACGGUGUUAAUAGAUCUACCGCCUAUCGUUGAUCAUUACAUCACCACAACGAUCACUGGUACCGGCAGUUUAACAAGGACUAUCACCCAGACCCCAACCCAGGCCGGCCAGACCGGGACCGUCAUCGUUGAGAAGCCAGCUGCUCCUGCUAAAUACAUCACUUUGACAAGCACUUGGACAGGUGAGACCACCACGACCACUACUAGGCAACCAGAUGAGCCUGAUCAGACCAGAACGGUGGUUGUUUUCGUGCCCCCAAGCAUCACACCAUACGUUACCACUACGAUCACAGGCACCGGGACAGGAACCGGAACCAUUACGACAACUCAAACUCCAACUGAGCCUGGCGCUACAGGAACUGUGAUCAUUGUGCUGCCUUCUUCCGCCACACCAUAUGUGACAAUCACUAGGACCGGCACAGGCACGGCUACAUCAACUAUUACCCAGACCGCUGCCGGACCAACUCAAACCGGGACCGUCAUUAUCGAGAUACCUCCUGAAAUAGUGCCAUAUAUUACGACAACUUCUUUCGACAGUACAGUGUCUGCACCAUAUACUACUACGGUGUCACCGACUCGUACAGGUCAAACAGGCUCAGUGAUCAUCGUUAGGCCUCAACUGUAUGUAACGACAACUCGUUAUGGAAGCGUAUCGGUUCCCUCCACGACUACACAAAGCCCUGAAUUCCCCUGGGGAACAGGAACCGUGGUAAUUGAUCUUCCACAGCCGUUCACGACGGUGACUCGUUACGGUAGCUUUUCAGUCUCUUCCAUCACAACGCAAAGUCCUCGUAUCCCUGGCGAUCCCGCAACGGUUCUCGUGGAUUUACCACAGCCCUUCACAACAGUAACCCGCUGGGCAACUAUCUCAGCUCCCUCAACAACAACACAAACUCCUGGGAACCCAGGUGAUCCAAUCAGCGUAAUCGUGUUCUUGCCGCAGCCUUAUACAACAAUAACCCGUUGGGGAAGUGUCUCUAUCGCUUCAACGGCUACACAAGGCCCCCAGAGUCCAGGAGAAACUGGCACCAUCUUAAUCGAUUUACCUCAGCCUUGGACCACAACGGUUCGCUACGGCAGCGUUUCGGCUUCUUCGAUAACGACUCAGAGUCCCAGAGUCCCAGGAGAGACCGGUACUGUAAUUCUUGACUUGCCGCAGCCCUACCUCACUUCGACCCAGUACGGUAGCGUCACAGCAGCUAUAACGAGGACACUUACAGUAGCUGUGCCAGGGCAAACCGGGACCAUUCUUAUUGACCUCCCCCAACCCUAUACAACUAUUAUUCGAUAUGGGAGUGUAUCGGUGUCUACUAUAACCACGCAAACUCCGCAGAGUCCCGGACAGACAGGAACCGUCCUGAUCGACCUCCCACAGCCUUACUUAACAUCUACUCAAUACGGCAGCGUAACAGCACCUACAACUAGGAUACUGGGACCUUCCGUGCCAGGGCAGACCGGAACCAUUCUCGUUGAUCUUCCGCAACCGUAUACAACUGUAACCCGCUAUGGAGGUGUCUCAGUCUCUAGUAUGACCACGCAGAGUGCACAGGGUCCAGGGCAGACAUGGACCGUCCUGCUUGAUCUUCCGCAGCCCUACACGACCUCCACGCAAUACGGCAGUGUCACUCAAGCCACGACCAGAACACUUACAGUAGCAGUACCUGGUCAACUGGCCACUGUUUUGGUCGAUAUGCCUCAACCUUACACAACUGUUACCAGAUUUGGCAGCGUGACUGUCGCCACUACCAGGACAUUGACGUUGGCUAGCCCAGGAUCAACAGCCACCAUCUUAGUUGAUCUUCCCGAUCCAUACACUACCACAACUCGUUACGGGAGCGUUUCGGUGAGCAGUAUCAUGACACAGACACCAAGUGCUCCCGGCCAGACGGGAACAAUUAUCGUCGAUUUGCCACAACCUUACAAGACUAUAACGAGGUAUGGGAGCGUUACGGUCAGCAGUGUUACAACUGAGACGAUUGCCAAUCCUGGGGAGACUAUUACGGUCCUUCUUGACCUUCCUCAACCUUACACGACGACAACCAUAUGGGGCAGCGUGACGAUUAGCAGUGUUACUACACAGUCUCCCUCUGUCAAUGGACAAACGGCAACAGUCAUCAUCAACCUCCCGCAACCUUAUACCACAACAACGAGGUAUGGCCGUGUGACACUUAGCUCUAUGACCACUCUUGUCCCUGCGAGUAUUGGAGAAACUGCAACAGUGAUAGUCGACCUCGCCCAGCCAUAUACAACCGUGACUAGGUAUGGAAGUGUCACAGCCAGUAGCAUCACUACACAGAUGCCAACCGUUGAAGGAGGGUUAGCGUCUGUCUAUAUUGACCUACCGCAGCCAUACACAACGAUAACCAGUUGGGGAAGUGUCUCGGUUCCUUCAACAGUAACUCAAACGCCUCAAAGCCCCGGGGAUCCGGUCACGGUCCUUAUUCAGUCCCCGCAACCCUACACAACCACCACUCGCUAUGGUAGUGUUAGCGUGAGCGGAAUCACCACAGAGUCAGCCAUUAGACCCGGUGAGCCAUACGUUGUCGUGAUCAAUAUACCCUACGCGACGGUGACAGUCACAACGCUUUACACAGGCACGUCUAUCUUAACAGGGCCAACUCCUAUCUCGACAAUUCCUGCCUCUGGAUCAGUUCCGGGCACAGUCAUAAUCGCGACGGCGCCGCCACAACCCGUCACGAUUACUCGACUGUAUACUGGCACGGCAAUUUUGACUGCACCCACUAUUGUCACUACAAUCCCGAAUUCUGGGACAAUUCCAGGCACGGUUGUAGUGGAAACACCACUUGUAACAAUCACACGACCAUACACAGGCACAGAGGUCCUGUCUGGUCCAACGAUUGUGACUACUGUCUCCCCAUCAGGCACGGCGCCGGGUACGGUGAUUGUCGAGACGCCUCCAGUCUAUCUAACACGAUUCUAUACUGGAUCAAAUAUUCUCACAGGUCCGACUACGGUCUCAACGAUCUCCCCUUCGGGCGAUCUCCCUGGUACUAUAAUUAUCGAGACACCUCCUAUUAGAAUCACCCGGUUUUAUACUGGCACAUCGAUCUUGACAGGACCAAUCGUGGUUACAACUGUCACACCUACCGGAACUGAAGCCGGUAUUAUAUUUGUAGAAACACCUCCAAUUACUAGUACUAGGUUUUACACGGGCACAGAUAUCUUAACUGGGCCUCGUACAGUCACGACCAUUACACCUACAGGGACCGAACCGGGCGUCGUCAUUCUUGAGACUCCGCCUGUCACCAUCACGAGGUUCUACACAGGCACACAGAUCCUGUCUGCUCCUAUCACUGUCACCACAGUAACUCCCACAGGGACAGAGGCAGGCACCGUUGUUAUUGAGAAACCGCCUGUAAGAGUCACACGGUUUUAUACUGGUACAUCAGUGAUAACAGGCCCAAUAACUAUAACAACUAUCACUCCAACUGGUACCGAGGACGGAACAAUCAUCAUUGAGACGCCGCCUGUUACGGUAACCCAAUUCUACACAGGAACAGAGGUACUAAGUGGUCCUAUCACACUUACAACUGUUACGCCUACCGGAACUGAGCCAGGUACUGUUGUGGUGGCUACACCGCCAGUAACUAUCACAAGAUUCUAUACUGGGACGGACAUUCUAACUGGCCCAACCACGCUUACAACAGUAACACCAACGGGAACGGAAUUAGGUACCGUGAUUGUCGAGACCCCUGCUGUGACUAUUACUCAACGCUAUUCCGGGACUUCUGUUUUAUCUGGCCCUAUAACUCUAACAACUAUCACACCCACUGGUACCGAGGAAGCAACGGUCAUCAUUGCCACUCCACCGCCGGUCGCUGUUAUGAGCACCCGUCGGUAUAGCGGCACAUCUAGUUUGACUGGCGCCACCACAGUCACAACCAUCACGCCAACAGGCACUGAGGCGCCGACCAUUAUUGUGGAAACACCUGCACCUCAGCCAGUCACCAGCUAUCGCCAAUACUCAGGAACAUCCAGCAUCAAUGCAGCCAGAGCUGUAACCACCAUUCAGCCCACGGGUACCGACGAUGGAGGUAUUGUGAUCGUGGAGACCCCAGCACCACCGCCAGCUUUCAGUUGUGAUGAAGGAGGAUACUUGAUCCAAGUCCGAACUCUCUAUAGGCUGAAUCUCGUCACAGGCAUCAAUUCAUUAGUAGCACAGAAUGUUGGGCCGGGGGCUCCUGCUGGCACAACCAACGGCGGAACCAUCAACCCGAUUGGCUAUAACAUCAAGGACAAUCUCAUCUACGGCAUUGUCCAGAUUGCAAACAGUAAAAGCCAAGUCAUUCGAAUAGGUUCCACUGGAUCAUAUACACUGAUGAACACCUUUAUUGAUGGAACAUGGAAUACAGGAGAUGUAGACGCUGAUGGCAUUUUCUGGAUCUCGACUUAUGGAAAAGCUUGGGCAAAGAUCGAUGUGAACCCAACGUCCGCGACCUACGGCAAGGUUCUUCAGCAAGGCACCGCAACAUCCGCAAAUAACUGCGCCGACUGGGUAUCUGUCCCUGGAGGAGGGCGCUAUCUUUAUGCUCUUCAAGGAAACACAUCGAAAACAGUCCUGGCAAGGUGGAGCCUCGACACCUUUACCUGGGAGAUCAUCAAGGACUUUGGCCACAUCGCAGGCGACAACCUCUGGGGAGCGGCUUAUUCUGUCGGUAAUAAGCUCAUGUAUGCUUCAGAGAAUACUUCGGGAGUCAUAUACCGAUUCAACGUUGAGACUGGAGAGAAAUCUCUUGUGAUUAACGGUCCGAAAACAUCUCAGAAUGAUGGAGCGCGUUGUGUCAACGCUUCGCCUCUAACAUAGUUGAGGACAUGCAUUGAGGAGGGGAGGUUGGGCUGCAUCUUGUUACAAACACAGGGAAGGUCCGAGGCGGGCUUUGC
Molecule: messenger RNA, 7169 nt
Organism: Fusarium odoratissimum NRRL 54006
Lineage: Eukaryota; Fungi; Ascomycota; Sordariomycetes; Hypocreales; Nectriaceae
Exons: 6
Coding region: 1-7092 (2363 amino acids)
Biological process (GO): cell adhesion
Cellular component (GO): fungal-type cell wall
Source: RefSeq, a predicted model, not a curated record